AUGGAACACUGCAACCACAUCGAGUUGAGGAGCGGACAAACGUUGGGAGACCCCCAAAUCACUACUCAGAAAGAACUUGGACCAGAGGAGGGGCCUAAUCAAAUUCAGGACAGGGAUGGAGAGGAGAUCACUAAGAAGCUUAUAGCAUCCCAAAAGGAAGAAGAGUUCCACCGAUUUCUGAAAAAGAUUAAAGAGAUUUACGUUGAAGUACCACUGAUAGAUGCGCUGCACCAGAUGCCGAAGUUCGUAAAAUUUUUAAAGGGAAUCUUAUCCAACAGAAGGCAAAAGGGCGACUUCGAGACCGUAGCAUUGACAGCGGGCUACAGUGCUCUUCUUAUGGUGAAUUCUCCACCAAAGCUUCAGGAUCCAAGAAGUUUCUCCAUACCGUGCAAGAUUGGUUCUGAACUCAUACCGAGAGCUUUCUGCGACCUGGGGGCUAGCGUGAGCCUACUUCCAUACUCUCUAUGCAAGAUGCUGGGCCUCCAGAACAUUAGAUUGACUACCAUGGCACUGCAAUUAGUUGACCACUCACGCAGAUAUCCAAUGGGAAUAGUGGAAGAUGUGCCAGUUGAAGUGGGUGGGUGUAUAGUUCCCACAGAUUUCAUCAUUCUGGACAUGGAGGAGGACCCCUGUUAG
Zingiber officinale is the source of this 636-nucleotide messenger RNA. RefSeq lists its product as uncharacterized. The transcript is spliced from 2 exons. The record is from RefSeq and is a predicted model, not a curated record. Lineage: Eukaryota; Viridiplantae; Streptophyta; Magnoliopsida; Zingiberales; Zingiberaceae. Bases 1 to 636 code for a protein of 211 amino acids.